Molecule: messenger RNA, 2474 nt
Organism: Tarenaya hassleriana
Lineage: Eukaryota; Viridiplantae; Streptophyta; Magnoliopsida; Brassicales; Cleomaceae
Exons: 6
Coding region: 439-2325 (628 amino acids)
Biological process (GO): lipid metabolic process
Molecular function (GO): glycerophospholipid phospholipase A1 activity
Source: RefSeq, a predicted model, not a curated record
CUCAUUCUCUUUGGUCCUCUUUUCAAAUUUCUUUUACGGUAUACAUACACACGUUCAUAUAUAAGCACGCAUCUGUCUGGAACUGGAGAGAGAGAGAGAGACGCAUGAAUCUUUGACAGAACAAGAGAGAGACAGAGUGUCAGAAAUUGUGUAAGCUCGUGAAGAUUCUUCGUUAUCAAAUCGUUAUUGGCGGAAUCUUUUCCUUCCUCUUCCACAGCAAGAAUUCGUCACCUCGCCAUUGUUGAAAGCUUUAGAUAUUCUCCGGCCUUCGGAGAUCUGUUUCAGUUUCCUCGUCGAAGAAUGCCACUCGGGCGACGUAACACGUCGUCGUAUCCGGAGUCCGUCUCCGGACGAUCCGACGGCUAGAAACAUUUCUUGAUUCUCCGACCGUGUCGCCGCCGAUCGAUCAGCCGACAAGAAGAUAAAGGUUUCCCGACCAUGGCGACAACGUCUGCGGUGGCCGGAAAAGGCAUCGGCCUUCACCGGUCACUGUCCGGUCAAGAUCUUAUCGUGAAAUGCUGUGGUAUCCCGAGGUCCAAUUCCGACAACCACUUGUCUUAUCACUCUGUGAACCGGAUUCGAGCUAUGUCCACCCGUCCGGGACUGAAGAGCAGCCGUUCCGCCGGCGUGUUUUCCUUUCAGUUAUCGAGCUCUAUAAUCCCAAACCCGAUAAAGUCUUUGCUGUUCGAUCCCAAGAUAGAUGACGCCAUGGAAGCGAAUCUAGAGAUGGGAGGUGAAGGAGAAGAAGUGGGAGCAAAGAGGGCGAAUUGGGUGGAGAGACUGGUCGAGAUAAGGAGACAAUGGACGAAGGAGAAGAGAAAAGAGAAUGAAGAUGGUGUUUCAGAAGAGAGCGUAGAUGUUCAUUGCGGCUGUUAUGAAGGCGACUGUGUUGCGAAUUACGGGUCUGAAGAAGAUCAACAGGCCGAAGGGCGAGAAGGAUACGAUCGGGAAACUUUCUCGAGAUUACUGGUGAAGGUGCCAUUGUCUGAUGCUAAGCAGUUUUCUCAGCUGUCCUCCUUGUGUUACUUGGCUUAUGUAAUACCCGAGAUCAAGGUCGAUGAUCUCAGAAGAUACCAUGGGUUAAAGUUUGUAACGUCUUCCCUCGAAAAGAAAGCGAAGGCUGCAAUACUCAGGGAGAAACUUGAGCAAGACUCCUCCCGGCCAGCCAAUGUUUCUGUCCCUGAAGGAGCAGAGAAAUACGUUGAGGAAAUCCCCAAGAAGCGUCAGAUAAGAUCCUCAGCCGCUUACAAGAUCGCUGCUUCUGCUGCCUCGUACAUCCAUCGUGCACAGGAUUCUUCCGUGGUUCCAAACCCGCUGCGUAAAUCAGCGGCUGCAGCUCAAGCCGCAGCCACGACAAUGACAGCCGUGGUCGCUGCUGGGAAAGAGGAAAAGCGGGUGGCGGCGAGGGAGCUUCAGUCGUUAUUGUCUUCGCCUUGUGAAUGGUUUGUGUGUGACGAUCCCAGCACAUACACUCGUUGCUUCGUGAUCCAGGGAUCAGAUUCCUUAGCGUCCUGGCAAGCGAAUCUUUUCUUUGAACCAACCAAAUUCGAGGGGACAGAUGUGUUAGUCCACAGAGGAAUCUAUGAGGUGGCAAAGGGAAUAUACGAGCAGUUCGUGCCGGAAAUAACCGAGUUUCUGGUCAGACAUGGUGAUAGAGCUAAGUUCCAAUUUACGGGUCAUUCUCUGGGAGGUAGUCUCUCAGUGAUAGUGAAUCUGAUGCUGCUCAAAAGAGGUGUCCUAAACCCGGAGGCUCUGAAACCAGUAGUUACCUUCGGUUCACCGUUUGUGUUCUGUGGCGGUCAGAAGAUUCUCGACCAGCUCGGCUUGGACGAGAGCCACGUUCAUUGCAUGAUUAUGCAUCGAGAUAUUGUCCCUCGAGCCUUCUCCUGCCACUACCCUGACCACGUAGCCCUCAUCCUCAAGCGUCUGAAUGGCUCUUUCCGGACACACCCUUGUCUUAACAAAAGCAAGCUGCUCUACUCCCCGUUGGGUAAAGUGUUUAUCCUCCAACCGAGCGAGAGGGUCUCACCUCCGCAUCCAUGGCUUCCGCCGGGGAAUGGUCUGUACGUUCUUGACAAGAGCCACCAUGCGUAUUCCUCGGCCUCCCUACGCGAGUUUCUGAGCCGACCUCACCCAUUGGAGACACUGAGCCAUCCGGGGGCUUAUGGCUCGGACGGUUCGGUACUAAGGGACCACUAUUCGAGCAAUUACGUCAAGGCCAUGAACGGUGUCUUGAGACAACACACGAAGCUGGUCGUCCGGAGAGUACGGAAGCGGCGGCGGCAGACGAUGUGGCCGGCGCUGAUGGCAACUCGAAACUCGUGAAUUCACGGUGACGGCGUGCUGGCCGCGGAUGAGAUCAUGACACGUGUCUAGUUGUUUGUGCUUGUGUAUAUAUACAUGUUUGUAUUUGUUGUUUACGGUGAAGAGAACGAAUAUGAGUGAAAAAGUAAAUAAAUCAAAGAUCUUUUAGA